AUAUUGAAGUUCGCAAGGCAACCGAAAGAGGGUGCCACUUAUGCUUCUCUGGCAGGAGUAAACAUCGCGCGCCAUUCGUCGGGGAACAUUCGUCCGCGAAGCACCUCCUCUGCAGCGGCCACGGUCGCAUGGGACUCCGAAAAACAGGUAUCUACACAUCGAUGGCUGACGUAUUGGAACGGUACUGAAAAUGGAAUCAGAAGACACUAGUGUGCCAGUAGCAGGCCAACAGUCAGAGUAUGUGGCUACAGAAGCGAGUGCACUGGUAUCAGCCCAGCGCGAAUCCGUGGGUGCAGAGGAGGGUGCACCAGUAAAAGUCCAACAAACAGAACCAAUGGGUGCAGAAGAGAGUACACAAACGCCAAUCGAACUGCCAGAACCUAUGGGUGCAGAAGGUGCAACAGCAUUAGCCCAACAACCACACCCCAUCAGCGCUGGACAGGAUACACCAAUGGCAGCCCAAGAGCCAGAACCCUCAGUGUUGGAGGCCGUUGGCAGUGGACGCAGCAGAUCCGCACCUCCCACCAUGGAGAUGCAGCCAGUGCACCUGUCCCCACUGCCCCCAGAAAGCAUUCCAGGCUCCUCAGCAGGCUCUAGUUCAGACUGGAUCAGUAACGCUACCGAUGUUACAUGGUCAGCCUCCUCCCUUGAUGGUAUCAUCGCAGACACAUACAAUGGCCAUCCACAUACAAGCGGAAGUGAUCAUGGAAACGGAGCAAGUGACAGUGUUCCUUCAAGCAGUACUGUGAGGCAGAACACAAGCAGUCAAAUGGAAUCUGAACCUCCUCUCUCAACCCAUGGGACGUCAGAACAUGUAGCAACUCUGAACCAACACCCACAUGGCAGUAAUAGCUGGACUGCACACAUUGGCCAUACAGACGCCGGUGUAACGACGAGCAGCUCGAGUAUGAGUCUGAAUUUCAGUACAAGCAGCAACAGUGGCAGCGACCCUACGAAGCACAGUGUUUUAAGUUUACGAAGUUCAAGCAUUUCAGAUAGUGACGACGAAGAGAUGGAUGACGUCGCAUCUGUCACAUCUUUGAUGAACCUGGUAGACGCCUUUAGCGAUUAUUUCGAUGAUGUGGAACAGCAGCAGACAGAGGAGUACAUUAUAUUCGUGAUCAAAGGCUAUGUGGAUUUAGCAUCCACUUCGAUGGCAGACCUGCGUAUUAUUGCCACAAAAGUUUUCGAUAAUUUUGAUGUUGCACAACCCUCUGGUUCUAAUAACAGCUUGGAUAACGGGGUCGAGUGGUCAGAAUUGUGUGCUAGUUUGGAACGUAGGCUUCAGGCUGUUAGAGAUUAUGCGAGAUCCGCCAGUGACGACACUACAGGGGAGGCAAUCGCAGAACUGAUCAUCCAGGAAUAUAAGGCUGAGAUGCGAAUGGCGGAAAGUGGCAUGUUAUCAGACGAAAGAAGUGGCUCUGCUAUUCAAGCUGCUUCCGCUUGUCACGAAACUGAAGUUCCGGAGAGUGGGGUGUUACCAGAUGAAGUAAGCUCUGACAGCCAGCUUAAAUCAGGUGGUGUGCAGAAAGUUCCAUUGGAGGGGUUACCAGCUGAGAAGACCGAUUCUCUUGGCCAAACUGCUUCAGGGAGUAUGGAGCAAGAGACUUUAGCUCAAUUAAGGGUGGCAAUGAAAAUUAGCAGUGUGUUCAAGGGAACGAAACAAGCAUCAAAAUCGCGCGCAAGUUCAAUCUCCAGUUACAUUUCAAGUUCCAGCAGCAGCAGCAGCGAGGAAGAUCACAGGGAGUAUGCUUUGUUGAGCCAUUAUGAACAGAUUUACCCCGAAACGGAAAGGCAGAGAAAAGUUCGCAAGUCGCGCCAGGCAGCAGCAGUGUUCAAAAUCUUCUCCAUGGUUGAAGCGCGCGUGUGUGGAAUGAGGACCAUGAACUGGGUGAUGCUGAGCUGCUUGAAGACCGUGAUUCCAAUCGUGAACCAGUCACUGCAGGCGAACAGAAUGGCGCAGAGGGCUAUUUCAGAGGCGGCGGCUUUCCGAUCUGCAGGACGUAGUGCGGACUAUAUCGCUGCGGUGACAGAAUCAGCGAUAGCAGCCUCGCAGUGUGCGGAGACGGCUGUGAGAGAGAUUGAGGAGGCGGUACAGCUUCACAAGCUUGUAGUGGACUGUCUGAAAUUGGCAGAAAGGGCACUGUUCAACAUAAAGACUGAAACUUGCGACGGCAUUGACUUGAUCCGGCACUUGGUCGCCGAUGUGGAAAUUGUAGAGUUGCAGGUGAGUCAGGUAUGCAAAACCUACCUGGACAAACUGAAGGACAAAUAUUAUCCAGACACAGGAAACUCGUUCGUACUCCCGGCCAGCGGCGUAAUCCACGAUGCUGUCCUGAGUAUGGCUUUCGAAAACAGUGGGGACGGCCCGUGUGACGUUCUCCAAGCUCUCAUGUGGGCUUCUCAGAGCUCUCUCAAUGCCUUGGAGAUGACACUGAAGGGUCUCGAAGAUUUUUCGAUUGCGAAACUGACACUGCCCUACCGUUUCAAAAAGUAAGUUACAGGUUAUUCAUCACAGUCAGAUUGAGAAAAAUCACAAGUCAGCAAUUUCAGAAAAAUAAAUUUCUAGAUUAUAAAAUUCGGUACUUCAGAAGAAAUGUUGAUUGUGAAAAACAUUUCAGUUUAGACUAAUAGGGCUGUAAGAUAAGUGUUCAGUAUUUACCCCACUCGUUGCGCAUAUUGAUACUUGAGAAGAGGAUUUUAAAGUUGAGGGUGGGUGAUACAAUGGCACACACUUUAGAGGUGAGUGACUUUGAGUAAUGACUUGAUGGAACAUCAUGGGACAGUAGAACUAUUUCUGAGAAUCAUAUUGCUGAGACUUCUCAUACGUGAAUUUUUUAAAUACGGAUCAGUGUAGUCGUGAUACUACUCUGGAAUAUUAAAAAUUAUCGAUUGACAAACCGAGAAAAAUUGAACUCCUGAAACUGAGCUGAAAACCGGCUCAAGUUUUAAGUUAAGACAUGCCAUUGUUAAUGUGCUAGGUGAUCCAAAUUUCAAAUGAGUUUCUAAGUAGUUGGUCACGCAAUCUCAUCUGCGUGUGGGGAAAUACGUAUUUAAGAAUCAAUUUAACGUUUUAAUCGCUCUUCGUUAAUACCACCUGACAACUUGUGAAAUAGUGUGUAGCUUUGUCAAAAUAUGAAUUUGUAACAGAAUUUUAAUAAAAUAGUUUAUUUCAAGCAUUUUAAUCAGAUGGUAAUUCUUAGUUUCAAAAGAAAUGUUAAGGUAUUAUUGGCUGCUAUUACAUUAAUAAACGCUUUUUUCCAACCGAA
Schistocerca gregaria is the source of this 3269-nucleotide messenger RNA. Its product is annotated as serine-rich adhesin for platelets-like. Bases 191 to 2497 code for a protein of 768 amino acids. The transcript has 2 exons. NCBI's taxonomy places the organism in Eukaryota, Metazoa, Arthropoda, Insecta, Orthoptera, Acrididae. The record is from RefSeq and is a predicted model, not a curated record.